Messenger RNA from Sinocyclocheilus rhinocerous, 1108 nucleotides. Its product is annotated as dickkopf-related protein 3-like. The coding region runs from base 102 to 860 and encodes 252 amino acids. Gene Ontology annotation, molecular function: receptor antagonist activity; co-receptor binding. The transcript has 6 exons. Gene Ontology annotation, biological process: multicellular organism development; negative regulation of canonical Wnt signaling pathway. Gene Ontology annotation, cellular component: extracellular region. The record is from RefSeq and is a predicted model, not a curated record. NCBI's taxonomy places the organism in Eukaryota, Metazoa, Chordata, Actinopteri, Cypriniformes, Cyprinidae.
CCGGUCUUUUUUUCCCCUCACAAGUUUCCAAAUAAAGCACGUCCCAGGCACAGACAGGGUCUGUGAUUCCUGCCAGGAGUAACUCGCCUAAGCACAAAACGAUGCUGAAAUUUGUGAUAGUAUCCCUUUCCGUGGGCUUUGUGGUGGGCAGCUCAGUUCACAGAGGGGGACAUCUGGACAUCACCGAGACCCUGGAGGAGCAUGUGGCGCAGGGACAAACCACUUUAAACGAGAUGUUCAAGGAAGUGGAGAAACUUAUGGAGGACACACAGCAAAAACUAGAAGAGGCUGUUCACCAGAUGGAGAAUGAGUCUUCAAAAUCGCUGUUACAUAGACGCAACUUUCCUGCCAGUUUUCACAAUGAAACUACAACAGAGAUCAAGGUUGGAAAUCGGACUGUUCAUCUGAUAGAGAGAAUCGACAAGGAAACGGUUAAUAAGACUGGAAAGACUCAUUUUUCUAGAACUCUCAUUCAGAACAUUGAGCGGUGGAAUGAAGUAGAUCACGAGUGCACAAAGGAUGUGGAGUGUUGUGGAGAUCAGCUGUGUGUGUGGGGUGUUUGCGCUCAGAACAGAACCAAAGGGCAGUCAGGAACCAUCUGCCAGUACCAGAGCGACUGCAGUCCUCAACACUGCUGCGCCUUUCACAAAGCCCUGCUUUUCCCCGUGUGCCGCCCCAAGCCACAGGAAGGCCAGGCCUGCCACAGUCACCCCAAUCAGCUGAUGGAUCUGUUACUGUGGGACGAGGAGGGGCCGCAGGAGCACUGCCCCUGUGCUACAGACCUGCACUGCCAGCCUCUCAAGAAUAAAUCAGUGUGUGUAGAUGAGAGGAAUGCUUCUGGUGCAGGAAAUGCAGACUGAUUGUUCCCAGUGAAACUGAAUUUUCAUCGUUAUUGGAAUCUGUAAUUUUGUCUUUAUUUGUAACCUUAAAGUGCCUUCUUUCUCGUCCUAAUUUAUUGGAAGAGCUUUAAUUAAUAACUUUUUUUGGUGUGAUUUGUAUGCCACUACUACCGACAACAAAUAAAAUUACAAAAUUAAUGUUUUUUAAAAAAGUAUAUUUUGAUAAUGACAUCGUUCUGAAUAUGUGGACAUAGCUGGGCAUUAUAUUC